UGUGGAUCUAAUUUUAGCUACAGGAAGCUGCGAUUUGACAAUGCGUGAAAUAAAUAUUUGAACUUUGUAAGAGGCUAUACCCGGCAAGUGGACGCUCAAGUCUGUUCAUGUUUGUGCAUGUGCACGCGAUCUAAAACGCGUUACCAUGGAUACAUCAGAUAGUGCAGUACCGUUACAAACUGAAAGUCGUGGCAGACAACCCCUAUUCGAUAAUCAACCGACUCUGGAGAAAGACAACCUCGCCAAGAGGCUGAGAACAUUCGUCAACUGGACAGGGAAGGUUAAAUCAUUACAGCUCGCUAUUGCGGGGUUUAUGCUGAUCGGCCCUGGGGACAAAGUGGAAUGUGACACCUGCAAGGUUAAACUGUACAACUGGACGGAGACAGACGUCCCCCUUGACGUACAUCGGAAAUACUCCCCAGACUGCAGCUUCCUCAAGAAGUGGUUUCCUGCGCUUACGCCUACGCUACGAUCUGGAUAUGAUGUUACCAAGGCAAAGUAUAGCGAUUUUGUUGACCAGGUAAAGAGACUGGGCACGUUUGAAGCAUGGCCCCUUAAACUGGACAUUCAAUCUCCUCCAAACAUGGCUGCCGCCGGGUUUUUCUAUAUCGGCUCUGCAGACCGAGCUCGGUGCUUCUACUGCGGGCUGACAUUAAGGGACUGGGAUACUGAUGAUGAUCCGUUUGAUGCGCAUCUCCAGUGGUCUCCUAGAUGUGAGUAUAUAAAACACGCCCACAACAGCAAACGGGGGGAUGGAAUUGACAUGAGGUCACAGGACCCACGACACGAUGGAGCGUCUUGUGCACAAAACAAACCUGUUGUGCUUGCUGCAAAUCUUGGACCCAGGGACAAAGACGGACCUGGAACCGGAUGUCCCACAAAGGGUCACGCAGGUGCACCUCCAAGUAAACCAAGACACUCCCCACAGGUAGAGGCGGUGCUUGCCAUGGGAAUCUCAUUUGAGCUGAUUAAGCAAGCUGUUGCAUCAAGGAGUACAGGGGGUGACUUUCCUGACGCCACGUCAUUGUAUCUGGCGGUGGAGGAACUGAUGUGAAACUGAUGAUGUUAAUGCACUUUUAAGCUUCAGAGACGUAUCAGAAGCAUAUGGUUCAUUUCGACUUUAUAGAUGUAUUAGAAUCAUUACCAUGUUUCGCCAGUAGAUCUAUACACAAAAUAGCCAGAUGUAUACAUGCACGUGUAUUUAGAUUUAGAGUUUGAGUUCAAGAUCCAAUGUUUGUAUUGUAGAUUGACCUUGUCAUGUAUGUUUUUCACCCUAUUUCUUUUUUUUUUCAAUUUGUUUGGGAAUAUAUUUUGUACGGCAGGUGGUGUGCACUCGCCUUGGUGGUUGUACAUUAUUCCAAAUACUAGUAUAUUUCGUCAGAACUAACAUUUCACGUAUGACGUUGGAGGACCCUGCAUACGUUUUUAGUAAAUUUACUUUCCGGAAUCCAAACAAAGGCAAGGUACGGUAAUCAGUUGAGACAUAAAACAUGAAACCAAUUUAUGGCCAUACCGCAAACAUGUGACGCCUCGUCUUUGCUUCGAUUCUUACCGUGUGUAUUCAACCGUCAACUAAAUAACGCUGAAAUUUGUUUUUUCAUUUGUGUUUGUAAUUUUCUUUGUGGGUGUAAAAUGUGUCCUGCAAUUAAUUGUAAUUAUUUUGAAAAUAAGCAAUUUUUACGUAAAACAUUUAUAAAUAUGCAGUUUUAAUUUUCAAGCCCUCUUGUUUCAAAUUUACCAUAUACAAAAGAAAUCAUUGCAAACGAAGGACCUUGCACUUCUGUAAUGAUUUCCUUUAAAUGGUAAAGCGUUGUACUUUCACGUGUUCAAAACCACAAUCUGUUCCUGAAACAAAAUAUCGACAUGGCUGGCAGUUGUGUUUAUUGUUUCUCAUGCCACCUGAUAUGAAAUUACAUCCAUAAUUAAUGGACAACUUUGCGUUCGUUAAGAUUGUUUAUAUUUUGCUCAUAAAGAAUUUUUAUUUUUAAUAACUGCACGGAUAUGAUUUAUCGGUGAUAGCCAAAUGGAGACAACUAUUGAACUAUUGUUUAAAACAGGUGUGGUUGUAUGAACAUCAGCCUUUAGCAAAGCAGCAACUCCUCAGUGCAUUGUUGCGAAUAACCGAAGAUGCCAUUAUUCAUGAUUGUUCAUGACACUACUGGUGAGGGCGGUGGGGUAGCCUAGUGGUUAAAGCGUCUGCUUGUCACGCUGAAGACCCGGGUUCGAUUCCCCACAUUGGUACUUUGUGUGAAGCCCGCCGUGAUAUUGCAGCAAUAUUGCUAUUGUUUACCUCACACAAGGCUAAGAAUUAAUAUGUGUAUUAUAUUAUAAUUGCUUCUUUCAUUUUUCCGAUGUUAAAUGUAAUUUUCAAUAAACUGACAUCUUCAUGAU
This is a messenger RNA of Haliotis rubra (blacklip abalone), 2391 nucleotides long. RefSeq names its product baculoviral IAP repeat-containing protein 2-like. The coding region runs from base 146 to 1054 and encodes 302 amino acids. The record is from RefSeq and is a predicted model, not a curated record. Lineage: Eukaryota; Metazoa; Mollusca; Gastropoda; Lepetellida; Haliotidae. The transcript has a single exon.